UUCUCUUUUAUAGACAUUGAUAUUUUUAUUUUUUAUUUUUAUUUUGGUUCUUGUCUUUAUAGGCAUUGAUUCUUGUAAUUGAAACAUGCCGGUUGAUCUGCACACCUAAUCAUUGCAGUUGCCUGGUUGUGGAUCACGAAAAAUUAAUUAACCUAAUAAUAAUUGUAACGGGGAUUAAAAUAAUUGUAUAUAUAAGAGGGCAUAGUUUUUUAGGUUGGCUCUCAAUUUCUCUCUCAUUUCCUGUUUAUUUUAGUUAUAUAAAUACAAUGAAUACUGGGAAGUCAAUGAACAAAUAAUUAAUUGUUUUUCAUUUUUUUUUUUUUUUUUGGUUUUAAUGGUUGCUGAAAAAGAGAAUCAAUGUGUUUUUUUAUUUUUAUUUUUUAUGGUUGCCGAAAUAAAGAAAUAACAUCGGUAUAAUGUAUUGUAACUACUGCUACUGCUACUAUUCCUCUCGUUCUGCAGGUGGAGAUGAUAGACUGAUGAAACCACUGGGUGGUCGAGGACCUUUUCAAAGCUUGAAUUAUUAUUUUUUUUUCCGACAUUAUCUGUUUACGGUUAAAAUAAACCGGCAAAGCCUAUUGAAGAUGAGUAUCAAAAAAAUUCCUCAAAACUCAAAAACGCGUGGAAGUUGAAUUUAACAUGUUUGACGAAAUGCGGCAAUGGAACAUGAUCUGCUUUGGAAAUUGAAAUUUCAGAGCCCACAUUUUCACAUAUGGUGGGUGCAUCUGUCAGCUAUUCAAAAUGUCACUUUUUAUUAUUAUUAUCUGGAACUGUCGGGUUUGACUUCACAUCCUACUAUUAGAAUGGCAACUAUGAAGUUUUGACGCGGAAAAACAUGGAUCCCCUAGAGGUUCUGCUCUAUAUGUGGAUGGAUACAUACCAAUUACCAUGGACUGCAAAAGUCUUGUUUGAGUUUGACAGACUUGAAGAAGAAAGGGCCACAAGCAGUAGUACGCAUGCUGCUUUCAGUUUUUCAUGUAAUGUUUAUCAGUCUGUGCUGCUGCAAUAUUAUUAUUUAAGGCUGGACUAUUGUUCUGAUUCAUGCCGAAAAGAUUGAAGCCAGCUGUCCAAGAAAGGUUGUGGUCAACUUUUAAAUGGUAAAUCUUUGAAUCUAAUGAGCAAAGUGAGCAUGACAAAUGCCAAGCUUUGAAGAAAUCCAAAGUGGGUUUUGCAGCGUGUCGAACUUAAAAAAGACAAAAGAACUACUUUCUACCUGAUCAAAAAGGGAUUAAGCUCUUGAUCAAUUUGUCACCUGUGUAAGAGCUCAGCAUAUAUUCAUGGCUGAAAUUGUUGUUUCUUUUGUUUUAGAAAGGCUUGGUGAAGUACUUGACCAAAUCCAUUUGUGCAAAGAUGUUCAUCAGCAAGUAGAGCGGUUGAGGAAUGAACUCAAGCGGAUGCAGUGCUUCUUAAAAGAUGCAGAUGCGAAGGAAGAAGGUGAUAUGAGGGUGCAUAAUUGGGUUUCUGAUAUCAGAAACGUUGCUUAUGAUGCUGAGGACCUCAUUGACACCUACAUCCUGAAAAUCGAAUCCUUGAGCAAAAUCCACUUCAUGAAGAGGUAUGCUUUUGUUUUUCAAGAAUGGAAGCAAAGUUGCAAGAUGAUGAAAGAUCUGGAGGCCAUCCAAUUAAAGAUUUCUGACAUUUCUACCAGUCGUGGGACAUACGGGAUAAAGAAUAUUGGGGAGGGAACAAGUCAUGCGAAUGAGACGUUGCUGAAGCUGCGGCGAUCAUCUCCUCGUGGCCAGGACUCGGAUAUUGUUGGAUUGGAGGAGGACAUAGUUAUUAUUGUGAACCAGCUUGUCAAGGACAAUCAAAGGUGGGCAAUCUCAAUAGUCGGCAUGGGAGGGAUUGGUAAGACCACCUUGGCAAAAGAGGUUUAUAACCAUGCUGAAGUUCGGGCUUGUUUUGAUUGUCGUGCUUGGGUUUAUGUGUCCCAAGACUUCAAAACUAGAGAUGUUUUGGGAGGGAUUCUAAAACAGGUUACAAGAACAACAAAGCAUUUUCAAAAAUUUGGCGAAGAAGAGUUGGAGGAAAUGCUGUAUGAGCAUUUGCAGGGGACACGUUAUCUGGUGGUUGUUGAUGAUAUAUGGAGCACCACGGCUUGGGAUAGUAUGGCAAGGGCCUUCCCAUAUUGUGGCAAUGGAAGUAAAGUGUUGCUUACAACUCGUAAUAGGAAUGUUGCUUUGCAUGCAGAUGCUCAAAGCAUUCCCCAUGAAAUGAGAUUUCGAAGCAAAGAGGACAGCUGGAAAUUGUUCUGCCGAAAAGCAUUGAUUGAAAGCAUUGAUAGAGAAUGUCCACCUGAGUUAGAGAAAAUUGGAGGUGAAAUUGUGGAAAAAUGUGAUGGUUUACCUCUAGCCAUCAUUGUAUUGGGAGGUUUGCUUUCGAGGAAAAGGAGACUGAGUGAAUGGGAGAGGGUUCUAAACACUAUUCAUUCAUACUUUGCCCGAGAUCCAAAUGGGGUAUCAGCUAUACUAGCUUUAAGCUUUUACGACUUGCCCUGUUAUCUAAAGUUCUGCUUUCUGUAUUUAGGAUUAUUUCCUGAAGACUACGUGAUCACUGCACGUAAAUUGUAUCGGCUAUGGAUUGCAGAGGGUUUGAUCCCACAAAAUGGAGAGAGAAUGGAGGACAUAGCAGAGGACUAUCUGAACGAGCUAAUUGAUAGAAAUAUGGUCCAAGUGGCAAAGGUAAGUGCAAAUGAUAGAGUCAAACACUGUCGAAUUCACGACUUAAUGCGAGACCUGGCCAUCUCUAAGUCUAGGGUAAUGAAUUUUCUUGAGAUCCGUAGGAAACGGAAUUCGGUGCCUCCAGCUAAAACCCGUCAUCUUGCUGUCUGCUCCAGCUCUGUUGACUUCCUUGAAAAUUCAGAUCCACAUCUGCGGUCUCUCCUCUUCUUUCAACUGAAUAAUGAAAGUUGUGUUACUGAUCUGCGUUUAAUCUGUAGAAAAUUUAAACUCGUUAAAGUCUUAGAAUUGGAGGGUACGUGGUUGAAGUAUGGUGGCAUUCCCAAUGUAAUUGGUGAACUGUUUCAUUUGAAGUACUUGGGUUUACGACGUUGCGAAUUACAAUCCCUACCAGAAGGUAUAGGUUCAUUGUCUAAUCUUCAAACUCUUGAUGUUGCUGAAAAUUUUGAUCUUAAGACAGUUCCUAAUGUGUUAUGGAAGUUGAAAAACUUGAGGCAUCUUUACAUGGAUGCCUCUAUGUUUGGUAACCAGUUGCGAAUUGACACCCUACGGCAUCUCCAGACUCUGUCAGAUUUUCGGGUUAAGGAUUGGAAGGAAACAAACACCAUCAAUUUAAUCAAUCUUCGAAAGUUGGGAUUGAGAGGAAACUUUUGCAUAGAGAAGGAUAAAAUCUUUAAUUCCUUGUCCAAGCUUUUGUACCUCCAGUCCUUGUUCCUGCAUACUGAUGAAGAUUAUAUAUUUCCAUCACUCAAACUUUCUUCUCUUCGCCGUGUCAUCAAGUUGCAAAUGAUAGGAGUGAUAAGAAAUCUACCGAGACCAGAUGAAUUCCCUCCACGUCUGACUCAGUUGAUUUUACAUCAAUCUCGUCUUAGCAAUGAUCCUAUGAAGGUGCUAAAAGAGCUUCCUUUUCUCUUUGUUCUUAGGCUGAAAGCAUCUUCUUACAGUGGAAAAACACUUCAAGUUUCUGUUGAUGGGUUUCGUCAACUUGAGUUCCUGGAGCUUGAAUUAUUGGAAUGUUUGGAAGAGUUUAAUGUUGAAGAAAAUGCACUGCCAAAGCUCAGAAGUUUUCAACUUACCCUAUGCAGGCAUUUGAGGAUGCUCCCAGAAGAGAUAAAAUCUGUAACUACUCUGAGUGAGUUGGAAAUAAAACAGAUGCCAAAUAGAUUUGUAGAAAGGUUGCAAGGUGAAGAUUAUUACAAAAUCCAGCAUGUUCCAUCCAUCACUAUCCUCAAGGUUGUUUGAGCUUUAAAAAUCAUGGUAUUAUGUGUUCAAACUGCUCUCUCUCUCUCUCUCUCUCUCUCUCGCGCGCGCGCACUCCACCUUCUUGCGACAAAUUUAUUGUACUUGCUCUUGUUGUGGUAGAAGUACACUCUUUUAUUAUGUUAUUUGUGAGCUCCGGCAGCUCAAACAUUGUAGCAUACAAUUAUCUUUUAUUACUUGUCAAAGUUUCCAAAUUGCAUCUCUUGUCAGUUUAUCUUUGCUUCGUAGACGGUGUCCUACUGUUCUACUAGGCAUGGAAAAAUGAAUUGGAAUUGCAGCCUGAGAUUUUGUUAA
Molecule: messenger RNA, 4232 nt
Organism: Ziziphus jujuba (common jujube)
Lineage: Eukaryota; Viridiplantae; Streptophyta; Magnoliopsida; Rosales; Rhamnaceae
Product: probable disease resistance RPP8-like protein 2
Exons: 3
Coding region: 1278-3920 (880 amino acids)
Biological process (GO): defense response to other organism
Molecular function (GO): ADP binding; protein binding
Source: RefSeq, a predicted model, not a curated record